AUGUCGCAGUUCGAGGCGUACAACUGCAACUGCGCAGUGGACACACCGCUUGGCGAUGAACGUUUGUGCGGUUUUGCAUUCAUGGCUACCGAGAACUACCGUGCAAUGGGGCUUGAAGAUUGUCAGCAGCGGAAUCUGAAGUCAACUGCUUCGGAAUGCGAAGUCUUCAUCCAGACUUUGGAAGGCACGCUCUUCGACUUUACGUUCGACCACGGAGCGACGAUUCCCGUGAUUCCCACGUCACAAACCUGCCUUUUGUACAAGGAGGUUCGCACGAAGUCCGGCAGCAACAAGAUUGGGCGGAUGGUGAACAUGCAGAUGACUGAUGAGACCGUUGUCGGUGCAGAGUAUUUGAUGGAGGAUGACUCUGCUGCUUUCCUGCAGAUCGCAACGGCCGGCGCCGGGAAGCUGUACACUGACCUGUGCAACUGCGAGGACAAAUGCCCACCAACCGUUCAGGAUGCCCAACACAUCUUGACGAAGAGCUGCAUGGAACACCACCAGUCGAACUGCCUGCGUCUUGUCUCCCGCCUAUUCAGCGGCUCGAUGCCUUCGGAUCCAUACACUCGCAGCGACAGCCUGUGCAAGAAGAUCAAGUCAUUCCGUGAUAACACGCAGGCGAAGGCAAAGUCCUCGAAUUUUGCAGACGACAUGCUGCGUCGGUCUAUAUAUCCUCAGGCAGCUUCCCUUGCAGAAGCGGACAAGGUUACAGUGGGCAAAUCCCUGACCCCGUAA
This is a messenger RNA of Symbiodinium necroappetens, 735 nucleotides long. The record is from the annotation of a GenBank genome assembly. Lineage: Eukaryota; Dinophyceae; Suessiales; Symbiodiniaceae.